AUGGUAAACAAGAACUGCAUCAGGUGGCUUGUUGGAGCAUGUGGUGCUAUAUAUAUGGCUCUAGGUAUAGCUCUGUUUAUAAUGGGUAGUUAGGCCUAAAACAAUCAGUUCUUCUAGAUUCUGCAUAUCAAUAAUUAUGCUUUCUAUGCUUUAAUCAUCACAGGUUCAAUUAUGAUGAUGAGUGCUGCACUUGGUUGCUCAGCUGCAGAUACUAAGAAUGAAUUCAUCACUUUUAUAGUAAUUUAUCUCAUUCUUAUUGAAUCAAAUUCCAUAGUACGGCUACAUUUCAAUGUGCAUUAUGUUAUUAUUCUUUGCUAUGUGCAUUGCAGUUAUAAUCAUCAAAAGUAAGAUAACAUUGAAAUUGUGGACGCUAAGAUAUAUUUAGAAUCUCUAAAGGAAACCAUAUAGCAUGGCUGUUAAUCAAAUACUGGAUUGAUUUAUGAAAUGGAUACAAUCUAUAGAAAUGGCGAUAAGAUUCUCUGCUCUUCUAGCUAUGCAUCAAAUUGGCCAGAAGAUUAGAGGUAGAGCAUUAUACACACAGAUAUGGCAACUGAUUCCUUAGAUGAUUGCCCAUUCACUGGAAUGACUGAUUAUUAGCAGAAUAAAUACAUGAAACUCCUAUAGGCACUCGAAACUUAGUUCAAAUGUGCUGGUGUUUGCUAUAGUCCCAAAUUUUUCUUAUUUUCCAAUAUUGCAGGCUUACUCUUCCUUGUUGGCUUUGUUGCAUUGCUUGGAUUUGGAGUGUCCUUUGCUAUUUAUUAUGUGAAGAAUUUGCCCAAACCUAAUUAGAAUGGCUUCUAACCAAUGAGGAUCAGAUGA
Stylonychia lemnae is the source of this 819-nucleotide messenger RNA. The record is from the annotation of a GenBank genome assembly. NCBI's taxonomy places the organism in Eukaryota, Ciliophora, Spirotrichea, Sporadotrichida, Oxytrichidae.